This is a messenger RNA of Acomys russatus (golden spiny mouse), 2285 nucleotides long. RefSeq names its product chromosome 1 C14orf28 homolog (gene Dorip1). The transcript has 5 exons. NCBI's taxonomy places the organism in Eukaryota, Metazoa, Chordata, Mammalia, Rodentia, Muridae. The record is from RefSeq and is a predicted model, not a curated record. Bases 147 to 1079 code for a protein of 310 amino acids.
GCCCCGCACGCUCGCCGGGGGCGGCCGAGGCAGCUGGAGGGGCUGGUAGAUGCGGCGGCCGCGGCGGCGGCGGCCCGGGCUCUCCAUGAGCGAGCGGCGGCGGCAACGGGUGCGGUGGCACCGGCGGUCUUCGGUCCCCCGGGAGGAUGAAGACACUGUUUGAAGAGAUCAAAGCAUCAAUUAAAAAUAACUAUAACCAAGAUCGAUCAUUCUGGAGGCCUGUCCUCCCUUGGGGAGGAGUUUUUACUAUCAAAGCUGGCCGCAAAGCAGUAUCCUGUACACCCCUCUAUGUUGAGAUCAGACUGAAAAAUACCUGCACCAUAGAUGGAUUCUUAAUGCUACUCUAUGUCAUUCUUAAUGAAAAUGAAAGUUUCCCCAGGGAACUCUCUCUCCAUUUUGGCAGGGAGUUUGUAGACUGUUUUCUUUAUUUAAUGGACACCUACAGUUUUACAACUGUGAAGCUGCUUUGGAUUUGGGACAAGAUGGAAAAACAGCAGUACAAAUCUGAAGUUCACAAAGCUUCAUUAGUCAUUGAUUUGUUUGGGAAUGAGCACGAUAAUUUUACCAAAAAUCUUGAAAAUCUCAUGUGUACCAUUCAAGAGAGUUACUGUUCUAACUGGCGCUGCCCGACCCGAGUGCAAGAAGAUCAGCAGCGCACAAUUAGUAUAAAUCCUCCCCAGGAAACUCCACACGGAAACUUGAUACGACUGGCUGUGGAUGGGUUAUUCUGUUCCAAAAUUGAACUUUGUGAAGAGCGCGGGUGUGGUGGCUUAAGAGAAUUUUCCCAACGAGUUUUCUGCCAUGGAGCACCCCCUUUUGUUGUGUUAAAUAUGCAGCAUUGGAAACCUGAAGAUCUGGCAUAUGUCCCCUAUUACUUGGAUUUAUCUGAUCACAAGUAUUUGCUGGAAGGUGCCACAUUAUUUAACAAAGAGGAACAUCAUUAUUCUGCAGCUUUCCAGAUUGAUGGACAUUGGAUGCACUAUGAUGGCCUCAGAAAUGUGAAUUUAAUUUUGUUAAAUAAACCCCCAGAGUUUCUUCUCUUGUCAUCACUGGUUUAUAUUCGAGCAACAGAGAAAUAAACAGAGACUGAUGCUGAAUUAUAUUGUUCUCCGGCUUGCCCAUGCUCCCUAGGUGAAGGGCUUUGGUUCUGCAUAUACUUGGUAUCCAAGGAAACAGUUCAACUAUACUAGUUUCAGAGAUGUAUUUUUUAUUGUUUUGCCUCCAGGUAAAUGUUUUAUAUGGACGGUCUAUGCAAAAAUGUAUUUUUAAAGUAUUUUCUGGGUUAUUUUUAUACAAGCGUAUGUUGUGUUUAAAUAAAAUAUAUCUUGUGGCCUUUGUAUUUUUUUAUUUAUAUAUACCUCAAUGGUUUUUACAGUUCUGUCUUUAAAUCCAAGAAAAUGCUUUGUCAUUUCAAUUCUAAAUUUUCCUUUUUAGAUAAAGCCUAGGGUAAAAGUCAGUAUUUUGGUUAUCUGACUAUAUUUUUCUUUGCCUUACCUCCAAAGUGUACUGCAUUGGAUUUAGCAGGAUUUGAAUGGAUGGCUUAUGGAUGGCUUAUUUUAGUAAUUGUUUAGUUUAUUUUGCCCUUUGCUAUUUCCUGUGGCAAUUUUUUAAAAAAUGGAUAUUUUUGUAGAUUAAACCAUUUUCUUUGUAGUAGCAGGUUGCUGUAACUAUUUGCUAAAAUAUAAGCCCACCAGCACUUUUCAAGCAUUAAGCUUCUGACGUUAGCUAAUGUAAGCAUUACAAAUAAAUUACAUAACAAUCCUAAGUAUCUUACCAAAUUAAUGAAAAAUUCUCCAGUAAGUUAUUUUGCAGACAAGGCAACUAUCAAAAUUAUCACUAUUGUUAGUGUUGGGCUAACAAUAGAAAUGUAUUUUGUAUUUUAGAGGGAAAUGAGGUACCCAAUAAUCUUUCUUCUAGUUCAGUUUUUCUUUUUCUUUUUUUCUUUUUCUUUUCGAGGCAGGGUUUCUCUGUGUAGCCGUGGCUCUCCUGGACUUGCUUUUGUAGACAGGCUGGCCUUGAACUCACAGCAAUCUGCCUGCCUCUGCCUCUGGAGUGCUGGGAUUAAAAGCAUGUGCCACCAUGCCCGGCUCCUAGUUCAGUUUUUCCAUUGGCACAGAGAGAAAAAAAAUAUUUUUAAAAAAGGUAACAUCUGGCUCCCUUGAAAUUGCUCAUUGACAUCAGGAGGCUUGGGUUUGUAGUGCCACAGAUGGAAAGCCAAAGCAUUUGACAGAAUUUCAAGUUUUGUUGUAACCUAACGUCAUCUUUUUGCAAUUUGAAGGGAAAAU